Messenger RNA from Nannospalax galili (Upper Galilee mountains blind mole rat), 480 nucleotides. It is a transcript of the gene Guca1b, whose product is annotated as guanylate cyclase activator 1B. NCBI's taxonomy places the organism in Eukaryota, Metazoa, Chordata, Mammalia, Rodentia, Spalacidae. Gene Ontology annotation, biological process: visual perception. Gene Ontology annotation, molecular function: calcium ion binding; calcium sensitive guanylate cyclase activator activity. Gene Ontology annotation, cellular component: photoreceptor inner segment; cone photoreceptor outer segment. The record is from RefSeq and is a predicted model, not a curated record.
AUGGGACAGCAAUUCAGCUGGGAGGAGAAGGAGGCAUCAGGGGAGAUGGACGUGGCGGAGGUGCAGGAGUGGUACAAGAAGUUCGUGGUGGAGUGCCCCAGUGGAACGCUCUUCAUGCACGAGUUUAAGCGCUUCUUCAAGGUCACUGGCAAUAAGGAGGCCACUCAGUAUGUGGAGGGCAUGUUCCGAGCCUUCGACAAGAAUGGGAACAGACAAGUUCUUUCUCUCUGGCAGGCAAUUUACAAGCUGAAGAAAGCCUGCCAAGUAGAGAUGGAAAUGGAGUAGCCUGGCCAGCUGCUCACACCUGAGGAGGUUGUGGACAGGAUCUCUCUGGUGGAUGAGAACGGAGAUGGCCAGCUGUCUCUGACUGAGUUCACUGAAGGUGCCCGCUGUGACAAGUGGGUGAUGAAGAUGCUGCAGGUGGAUGUCAACCCUGGCGUCUGGAUCACUCAGCAGAGGAGGAGAAGCGCCAUGUUCUGA